Archocentrus centrarchus (flier cichlid) is the source of this 1975-nucleotide messenger RNA. RefSeq names its product forkhead box J1b (gene foxj1b). Lineage: Eukaryota; Metazoa; Chordata; Actinopteri; Cichliformes; Cichlidae. Bases 287 to 1975 code for a protein of 562 amino acids. The record is from RefSeq and is a predicted model, not a curated record. The transcript has 4 exons. Gene Ontology annotation, molecular function: DNA-binding transcription factor activity, RNA polymerase II-specific; RNA polymerase II cis-regulatory region sequence-specific DNA binding. Gene Ontology annotation, biological process: regulation of transcription by RNA polymerase II. Gene Ontology annotation, cellular component: nucleus.
CUUGGACUGCAGCUGAUGAAGGUAACCCAUCUUCUGGUCUGAAGAUCCACUGUGAGCUCGAGGGCCACUCCAAGGAGACGGAGAACUGGUUCACGUGCAGCUGCACCAAAUUCACCGAGGCUGCAACAAGGACUACCAUCACAGCUACAAUCUGAGAUGGUGGAUGAUCAGAACUUCACUGGAGAAACAGACACUCCAGCAGAGCCGAGCGUUUGGAUGAGUAGCAGCCCGGCUCGCCUGAAUCGCCAUGGAUCUGUCUUAAGUGCCGCCUGUCUUCUGCCUCUGGAUGCGCUUCGCCCUCCCCCGCCGCACUUGUUGCGCAGAGAGUGGAUGCGCCGCUGAGUCCUUGGAGAGGAGAGGCAGAGACGGACUGCAACAGGUGCACACAGAGCAUCUCAUCCAGCGAGGCUUCGUCGGAGCACUGAACUUUAAAUGUCAGUUUAAGGACCCCUUUACCUUCUUCAGCCUCUGCCGCGCGUACAAAGUCAGGAUGCCGGUUUUGACGAGCCCCGACAUCGCCAACAAGUUUAAGGAGAGAUGGCUGGCGGCUUACCCGGAGGAUCAUGUCACUGGGUCUGAAUCUGUCCCGCUUGACGACAGCCUCACCAGCCUCCACUGGCUCCAGAAUUUCUCCAUCCUCAGCGCAGACCCGGAGCGUCCCAGCGGCACUGGACCCGGGUGUCCGUCCUCGCAGCAGCACUUCUUCAUCAGACGCCUCGGCUUUCCCGGACCUGGCACCGAUUCUCCUUCCAGCCCUCCAGCCGGGGACACCGCUGCCACCGGGAUGCCUCUGUACCUCGGAAGCCCCGUCACCUCUGGCAGCGACUCCACCGCGGCGGCUCCGCGAUUUUCCAGUGGUGCACAUCCCACAUCCGGCUACCCACAGAUCCCGAUUCAGCCAAGCCCGCCGGUGGAGGUUGACUACAAGACCAACCCGAAAGUCAAACCGCCCUAUUCCUACGCCUCUCUCAUCUGCAUGGCCAUGCAGGCCAGCAAGCAGCCCAAAGUGACUCUUUCCACCAUUUAUAACUGGAUAACAGAGAAUUUCUGCUACUACAGACACGCGGAGCCCAGCUGGCAGAACUCGAUUCGUCACAACCUGUCCCUCAACAAGUGUUUCAAGAAGGUCCCCAGACAGAAGGACGAGCCAGGGAAGGGAGGCUUCUGGCAGAUUGAUCCUCAGUAUGCUGACAUGUUUGUCAAUGGCAUCUUCAAACGCAGGAGGAUGUCUGCCAGUCACUACAGCAAUAGCAACAGCAGCAGUGGCACCCACAGACAAAGCAAACUAGUUCAGGGUUAUCACACUGCCCAAAAUGGCUGCACGUACCAGGGGAUGGGCGGCAAACGAAAGCACCUGCCCUUGAAAAACAGCAACAAGGUGAUGAGGGCCACAGAGUCUCCUCUGUUAGCCACAGAAGCCAACAAAGCAGACAUCCUGAGAGGGGACUUUGACCUGUCCUCUGUGUUUGAUGACGUUCUCAGUGGUAACUGUAGCACCUUUGAAGAUCUCGACAUCAACACGGCGCUGAGCUCCCUGGGCUGUGAGAUGGAGCUUUCUGGGCAGGGGAGGCAGGGGAGGUGGUGUGGAGGAGCAGACAUUAUGGGUCAGAGCCAGCACACGAACCUCCAUCACCAGUCCUACAACUACAUGGACCUAAGUGCUGCUUCCAUGGAGUGUACCGUCAGCAUGGGAGAGCUCCACGUGCCUCACACGGAUCCACAGCAACAGCAGCAACUGGACCCAGAUCACUUGCUCCAGAGCCACCACCACCACCACCACCACCAGCAGCUGCAGCAUUUUGACGAGCCCUCCAUGCUCUUCCCGGAGCAGCCAGAAGAGGCGAUACUGCAGCCGUGGGAGGAGAUUAAAGAAGAGGCACAGGCUAUUCCUCUGACUCUGGAUCAGGGUUUUGGCCUGUGUGAGGGCUUCUUCACAGAAAUGCAGCCAUGGGAACGAGUGGAGAGCUAUCUGUGA